Endocarpon pusillum Z07020 is the source of this 1401-nucleotide messenger RNA. RefSeq lists its product as uncharacterized. The record is from RefSeq and is a predicted model, not a curated record. Bases 1 to 1401 code for a protein of 466 amino acids. Gene Ontology annotation, biological process: regulation of DNA-templated transcription. NCBI's taxonomy places the organism in Eukaryota, Fungi, Ascomycota, Eurotiomycetes, Verrucariales, Verrucariaceae. The transcript has a single exon. Gene Ontology annotation, molecular function: sequence-specific DNA binding; protein binding; zinc ion binding.
AUGGCGGAUCUUGUAAAUCUCAAUGGAGACGGCAUUGUUGACACAAUGGAUAUGGACGGAAUGCCAAUGAAUUUGGAUAUGACCCUUGGGGUUGCGGGAGAUGCUGUUUUGGAUUCUGUGGAGGUGAAUUCUGAUAUUGCCCCGGAGAACGAACAACAAAACAUCGACAAUGAGACGUCCGCACAUCCCAUCACCGGUGCAGGGGCUGGUCCUCUCCCAACAGGCUAUGGUGCACAUUCCACUAAUCUGAACAGCGGCAGCACGCUGACCGAAUUUACCAAAAGACGAAACUGGUCCCAGCGUGUACUGGAAGAACUAAAAGACUUCCUGUAUAUUCUCACACCAGAUCGCCGGCUUUUGUAUGUUUCUUCUUCAGUCAAGGCUCUGACUGGCUACGAGUCUACCGAGCUGGUCGGCAAACCCAUGAUCGAAUUCAUCCACGCCGAUGAUACCGCCAUGUUUGCUCGCGAGUUCAGUGAGUCCAUCGCCACAGGCAAUCCUUUGCGCUUCUUUCAUCGCUUUCGGAAAGCAGAUGCUACCUACACAAUCUUCGAGUCACACGGACAUCCACAUUUCACAUCAGAUGCUGCUUACCCCUCGAAUAAUGCGGCCAGCUUCUGUCGUGGGUUUUUCAUGAUGGCUCGUCCUUACCCCACCAAAAACGCCGGCCUGCUAGACUCAUUCCUUGAACACAAAAUCGAGAACGAGCGUCUUAGCCGCCGCAUCGCCGACUUGAAACGCGAGGAAGCCGAAGAACUCGAAGCCCAGAACAGGCACAUGUAUCGAAAACAAAACGGCCACGACAAUGUUACGCCUUCAGAGUCGCGUGAGUCUGAGACCCCAGGUAGUGCCUCAUAUUCCGGUGGACAACUCAGCGACAGUCCUUAUGGUGGGAUGCCCCCGCCUGCCAAGCCGGGUGCUUCAAAUACAGCUCUUACGCAGAAGAAUCUUGACGAAGCAAAUGCCAGCUCUCGGCCAGAUAGUAUCACCGAUAAGAUGGCGCGGUACGAAGGGGCAUCGCAUAUUGAAGGUAUCGAAAUGCUCACUGGGCUUCACUACGGUGAGGGCGAGCGGAGUCAAGGCAUCUCCACUGGCGAUACUUCUGCUGCGCUCAUCCGUGGUGAUGCUGGUAUUGCUAUUCCUGUCGACAAAGAUGGGAUGCGGGCCAGUGGAGCUGCGGGGAGUAGUGGUGGGGACAAGAAGAAGAAAUUGAAGAUGGCCGAUGAAUAUGUCUGUACAGAUUGUGGGACCUUGGACAGUCCGGAGUGGCGAAAAGGACCAAGUGGCCCAAAGACUUUGUGCAAUGCUUGCGGGCUAAGAUGGGCAAAGAAGGAGAAAAAGCGAACUAGCGUUGGCGGGAAUGUGGCGGGCAUGCCAACGGGAGGCAGUGUAGAGAGCUAA